AUGGAGUCGCUUCUUAAAAACCUCAAAGAACAUGUAACAUGCUCGAUUUGUUUGGAUACUUACACCAAACCCAAGACCAUUGCUUGUCUUCAUACAUUCUGCUGUGCAUGCCUGGAGAGACAUGCACUAAUGAGACAAAAACAAGGGCUUUAUCCAUGCCCCGAGUGUCAGGCACAAAUUCGCAUCCCUGAAGGCAAUGGUUUUGAUAAUCUGCCGAGCAGUUUUCUGCACAACAGUUUAUUGAGUCUUCUUGCCGUUCGACGCAGUGGCGAAGGAAAUGAGAUCAGCUGUAGUACAUGCCAGAAGAAUAGCGCUGAGAUCAACUACUGCUUUGAUUGCGAGAAGUUUAUCUGCCCCGACUGUGUGAAAGCACACGACGUAUUUCGAAAUACAAUGUUUGAAGGGCACAAAGUCACACCGGUGCGACAGUUUGAAGCGGCAGACUACGAGGCCUUGUUGAAACGGCAAUCAUUUUGCUCAGAGAAGUACCACAAAAAAGAUGUGAUUCGUUUUUUUUGCGUUGACUGUCAAAGAUGUGUUUGUCCAGCUUGCAUCGCCACUAAUCACAAAGGCCACGAUGUUGUUCUGAUUGAAAAUGCAGCGGAUGAUGAGAAAGCAAAGAUCCUCGCUCGAACAGAGCAGGUGAGAGAGAAGAAAAUGGUUUGCCGAGAUGUUAUUCGUGAAUUUGAGAACACAGAGGUUGAGUUGGAAGCGAACAUUACCACUGCUAAAGGCAAAGUUUCUCAAGCGGUCGAACAAAUGAUUAGAAAGCUUAAACAACUGGAGGUUGAAGCCAUUACUGCCCUCGAGGAGGCUCGCGUGUCGAGGAUUGAGAAAUUUCUUUCUGGAAAAGCAUCGGUUGUCUCUUUGGAAAAGCAACUUGAGCAAGCAGUCGAGUUCAGUAACAAUCUGGUUGAGAGAAGCUCAAGCUCAGACAUAAUGCAAAACAAGAAGAGUGUGGAAGAACGAAUCGAAGACCUCAUUAAGACUACAGUGCCAGUACUUCCGGUUAACUCGUUCGUGGAGUUUGUGUCGACGUGUGAACCAGAGAGUUUGAGUCUGGGAUCUAUGAACUUCAGCGAAACAAAAGUGUGGGAAUCGACCGUGGAAGGACUGGAUCAGAAUUUCCAAGCUGGUGUGGAAGCAGAGCUGUUGAUUUGUCCCAAAUCAAGCGAAGGAGAAAUCAGAAACACUCAGUGCACAGAUCAUGUUGAGGUACACAUAGACCCCGCUGAUCAGGUGAGAAGUUUGGUGACAAGUGAGAAAGAAGACGGACAUUUCCUGGUAAAAAUCAUGGCGAAAGUACCAGGUGUUUGUAAAAUGGAAGUAAAAAUCAAUGGACUUAAACUUGCCAAGAGUCCGUUUUCUCUACCGGUUAAAGCACGAGAGUUCAAUGUUAUAGGCAAGUUGGACUUUCAGGGGGAACUUUCCCAGGGUCCAACUGGCAUUGCAGUGAACAAGAGUUUGAGUCUUGGAUUUACGAAAUUCUGCGAAACAGAUGUGCCAGCAUCGACCGUGGAAGGACUGGAUCAGAAUUUUCAAGCUGGUGUAGAAGCAGAACUAUUGAUUUUUCCCAAAUCAAGCGAAGGAGAAACCAAAGACAGUCAGCACACAGAUCGUGUUGAAGUACACAUAGAACCUGCGGAUCGGGUGAGCAAUUUGCUGAUGAGUGAAAAAGAAGACGAUAGUUUUAUAGUAAAAUUUGUAGCGAAAGUACCAGGUACUUAUGAAAUGGAAGUUAAGAUAAAUGGACAGGAACUUGAAUUUUUGAUUCCAGUUAAGGCACGACAAUUACACUUUGCAGGCAAGUUAGACUUUCAGGGAGCAGUGUCCCCGGGUACAGCCGGGGUUGCAGUGAACAGUAAAGGUGUUAUUGCUGUGGCUGGGUGUAAAGGUCACUGUAUCCUGGUAUUUGAUGAGGCAGGAAAAUUUGUACGAAAACCUGGUUGUCAUGGAGACCAGGAUGGGCAAUUUAAUCGUCCAAUCGACGUCACAUUCAUAAACGAUGACGAGAUUCUGGUGGGGGAUAAUUGUAAUCACCGAAUACAGCGGUUGAAUGUACAAACAGGGAACUUUGUGAAAAAGUUUGGAAAAGAGGGAAAUGGAGACGGAGAGUUAAAGAAUCCUGCUAGUGUUUGUAUUACAAGCGAUGGACGUUUUAUUGUUGUUGCGGAGUUUGUUAACAGCAGAAUUCAGGUGUUUACAAUGGAUGGUGAACCUGUGUUGAAGUUUGGAGACAGUGGCUCAGAGAGGCUUGAUCAUCCGGUCGGUUGCAUUUGUUACGAGGACAAUUUCAUCGUAACUGACAAGAAUAAUAACUGUGUCAAAGAAAAAGGAAACGGUGAUGGACGAUUGGAUUGGCCGUGUGGGUUAAGUGUUGACAAGUGUGGCAACGUUUUCUUAUGCGACAGGUUGAAUAAUCGCAUUCAACAGUUUACAUUGGAAGGAACUUUCAUUGGAAAGACAAGUACUGAUCUGAAACUAGAACAGCCCUGGGGUAUUACCACAAUUUCAGAUGAUCGGAUUUUGAUUACAGAGUUCGACGGAAAAGAAGUUAUCAUUCUGAAAUGAAUGCAUAUUUAUGAAAUUAGCAAUCAAACCUUCUCAAAGAAAACUUAAAAAAUGAAGACAUUCUCAUCAGUUUUGUUUUAAGAAGAUUUAAUUAUUAGUAUUAUUUUAUUAAGUUACGGACAUUCUUGACACACUUUAUGUGAAGCAAAAUAAUUUGAAAGAAAAAAGCUAGAAUCUGAGUUGCUCUCAAAAUUCACGAAAAGAGUCCAAUUGUUUUCUGUCAUUCAGUAGUAGAGUGGUGUGAUUGUUUUGCAGUAAAAUGACUAAAAAAUUCGAUCACAAAAAUCCCUCGGUUAAUCUGCCUUCAGCUUGAUAAAAAAUGUUUGCUGGUAAAACGAAAUGUAUUUUUACGUCGAAGAGCAGUUUGAAUGCAAAAAGACAUUCCCGAGGGCAAAAAAACCAUUGUACACUAGCACCGAUAAGUAUAAAUUGUUGCUGAUGUGAGGCCAACUUGAAACAUGCAUUUUUAUCAGCAUACAUGCAUCUUAAGAUGCCUUUUGUUCUUGUUUGAUAACAGUCAUUCACUCGCCCAGCGGAACCGUAUUUUUAUUUCGAAUUGUCAAAUAUAAACAUAUAGACAGUAGCUAAUAGGAAUGAGA
Messenger RNA from Stylophora pistillata, 3170 nucleotides. Its product is annotated as E3 ubiquitin-protein ligase TRIM71. Lineage: Eukaryota; Metazoa; Cnidaria; Anthozoa; Scleractinia; Pocilloporidae. The record is from RefSeq and is a predicted model, not a curated record. Gene Ontology annotation, biological process: protein polyubiquitination; proteasome-mediated ubiquitin-dependent protein catabolic process. Gene Ontology annotation, molecular function: ubiquitin protein ligase activity; zinc ion binding; protein binding.